AUGCGGCUGCCGAUUGCCUCUGGUGGCUUCGUGUCAGCCAUUCUCUUAUGCCUCCUUGCUUUCACCGCUGCCGUUCCGCAUGGCAAGUGGCAGAAAGACAGAGGCCGCCGCAUGGAGGCCCGCGACUCGCCUCCCUCAUACUACGACGACCCGGGCAAUACCUACAAUCCUCCGCCCCCUUACUAUGGCGAUCCGGGCAAAACCUACGGCAAUCCGCCACCUUAUGACUUUGGAACCUCUUCUUUGGCUACUAUCUCUACUUCCAAUUCCUACCGCACUCCUGGUUCGUCGUCAUUCGAGACCUUUGAUCCCACUGCAACGUCGCAGUCUUGGACCAGUCUCGUUUAUCCUUCGACGCUGAGCUCUGGCUACUCCGGAACCAGUACAUCUAGCAGCACGAGCACGUCGAGCAGGGAGUCCGGCCCGACGAGCCACUCGUCUGUCGACGAGUCCGGUAUUCCGGGCACGGCACCGACCUCUACGGACACGACCACGAACGCCUCCACAGCCUCCAGCAUCUCAAUCUCCACCGGGACUCUACAGACAUCGCCAAAGUCUGUCACGGAGAGCUGGCCCUCGACGUCACAAUACCUCACAUCGUCGUCCACUUACGGGCCAUCCAGUGACUCGCAGGCAUCGCCAAGCUCGUCAGCAUCAUCAGCGCUGAGCAGCUCCUCGCGAGAGCCCAAAGCAUCAAUUUCGGCGAGCGACCCGAGCUCACGCAUCUCUGGAACCUCUGUCACUUCCAUCUCGACAACCCAGUCGCAGUCAACCCAAAGUGGUACUAUUGAGACGAGCACGUGGACCCCUCUGUCCUAUACCUCCUAUCCAGGCUCUGGGGGCUCCCUGCGACCAUCGUUGACGCACGAUAGCUCCAUGGUCAUUAAUGGUACCAGCGCCUCAUCCUCUAGCGCCACUCAAUCUCAAUCUCGGCUAUCGGGGAGCAGCGCCGAGACGUCCCUUACCGUCACCUUGACAAUGCAUCCCUCAAGCGCCACUCAGUCUACAUUUUGGCCGUCGGCGAGCAGCGCCAAAACCUCUCUUACCGUUACCUUAACAAUGCACCCCUCGAGCUCCAGCGUCUCCCCAAGUGACUCGUCUCUGCCCGAAACCGAGACUGUGACAUUAACUCGAGCCUCAGAUAUCGGCAAGCCAACACAAAGCCGGUCAUCGCCGAGUUUGUCUACCGUCACAACCGAGGAUCCGAGCCUGACGCAGACUGGCUACCCUAUUUCCCUCUCUUCAGGCUGGGCCAGCUUCACCAACUCAUCGACCGAGACGGGGACUGCCACUGAGACCAGGACUUAUUCUCAAACUGUUCCCUCGGCUGGAAGCAGUGCCUAUUCAUUCAAUACGGGAUCCACAGGUAUCUCAACUGGUGUGACCACUGCAUCCCCGGCCACGACCGUGACCGCAUCAACGGACGGACCCGGCACGCCGCCCUUGCCAUCCACAAGCCAGAAGUUCUGGGGCGUCUGGAACUCCCACGAGCCUCCCGGGGUCAAUGCCGUCAGCCAGCUAUUCCUCUGCAACACUAUCGCAAGCAUCGACGACUGUGUAUUCCUUGACUUCAUCUUCUCCUGCUUCGGGUAUUCGUCAUUCGACAACUACCAACAGAUCUUUGACCUCAAGCCCGGGCUGGGAUCCCGGCAACUCGUCUCAUACCUAUGCUUCCUCAAUUCCAUCCUCGGCUGCGAAGCAGUCCACUUCAAGUGCAUGGAACUCCUCAGCUACCACAGCUUCGCAUGCUUCAACUCGCACCUGGACUUCCUCUCCGCCAUUCCCUAUCCCAUCAAACUCGACCAGCUCUACUCUUCCAAGGCGGAGCUCCGUGUGGAUGAGCACCUCUGCACGAGAAAGCUACAGCUUUGGCCCUUCCGGCACCGCAGAACAGAGACGCAUGCCGCUCCAACAACAUUCAGAACGUCGGUGGCCAAGUCCGGUGCGGGCUCGCAGGGCGUCGAGUCGUCGACUGGGCUCGCACCGGUGACGAGCCUUCCCAACAACCCCAACUACCCGUGGGGUGGCGACUCGCCGAUUCAUAGGCACGAGAACGUGACGGAGCUCAACAAUGGCAUGGCGAGGGUGGGCGUGGAUGCGCGCACGUACGCGUGGCCGAGGUGGGCCGAGGUGGUGGAUAGGCUGCGGACGCUGUGGUCGUGA
Molecule: messenger RNA, 2163 nt
Organism: Purpureocillium lilacinum
Lineage: Eukaryota; Fungi; Ascomycota; Sordariomycetes; Hypocreales; Ophiocordycipitaceae
Source: RefSeq, a predicted model, not a curated record